AUGCCAGGAAGCGAAGCUUUUCGGGCGCUGAGAUGGCUCUCACGGAGCCCCAAUGGUCUGCUUUCAGGACCUGAGGCCCUGACUCAACGAUGCCUGUCUACACCCUUCUCGCGAUCAAUGGCAACCGAAGCCCAACCCGCUUCUGAAUACAUCACCAAGGAAUCCCCGGCCGCCGCUAGAGCGACAUGGAACCCUGAGCCGGUGAAGGCGACCGCCUACUCUUUCCCUUCGAUGGAACCCAUCCGUUUUGUCGAAUACCCUCGCAACCACCUUUCAAUGCCUCUCCGGAAGGACCUCCUUCACCGAGCCGUCGUCUACGAGGGUGACAUGACCCGACAAGGUACAGCAAGCACCAAGUGGAGGGACGAAGUGUUUGGUAGCAACAGAAAGCUGGCCCCUCAGAAGGGAACCGGUCGGGCGCGUGUAGGUAACAAGAAGUCGCCAAUUCGAAAGGGAGGAGGUGUUGCCUUUGGACCUCACCCUCGGGAUUUCUCUUCGAGUCUGCCCCAGAAGAUCUACGACCAAGCAUGGCGGACAGCUCUCAGCUACCGAUACAAGCGCGGCCAGCUGAUUAUCAUCGACAACGAGAUCUCUAUUCCUGACGAUGCCACUCCGCACCUGAUCCAGGAGCUGUUCAAGACCAACAACUGGGGCCAGGAGUUUGGUCGGUCGACGCUGAUCACAGAGCGUGAGAACGAGGCCCUCUUCUCCGCGGUGCAGGAAGUUGGAAAGCAUGCCAAGAUCCUGCACCGUCUGGAUGUCGAUGUCAAGGAUUUGCUGGAGACAGGGAGAUUGAUCAUUGAGAAGCAGGCGUUGGAUCGCAUUUUGGCACAGCAUUCGAGGGACCUGAACAACACGCCUGCCAAGGCUCUGUAUUAA
Aspergillus wentii DTO 134E9 is the source of this 879-nucleotide messenger RNA. Its product is annotated as mitochondrial 54S ribosomal protein uL4m. Gene Ontology annotation, cellular component: ribosome. The coding region runs from base 1 to 879 and encodes 292 amino acids. NCBI's taxonomy places the organism in Eukaryota, Fungi, Ascomycota, Eurotiomycetes, Eurotiales, Aspergillaceae. Gene Ontology annotation, molecular function: structural constituent of ribosome. The transcript has 2 exons. The record is from RefSeq and is a predicted model, not a curated record. Gene Ontology annotation, biological process: translation.